AUGGAGUCCCCAGUCACUAAGACAACGCCGGGCAACGGUGCCCAGCAGCUGCUCCCUGGCAGGGGCUCUCCAUCACCUGCUGAGGUCAUUCCCUGCGUCAGCAUGGAACCGGAACCCCAGAGCCGAUUGCGUCACACAAACGUGCUGUUGGCUGCGUCAUCCACCCUUGUGGAGCGGUGGGAGCGGUGGCUCAGUCCGCUUGUGGGACCCGCAGGAAGUGGAACCAGAGAGAGCUUUGCGUCUACCUGGAGGCAUCCUGCUAUCAUGGAGAGGCUGAGAGCCCUUCGAGGUCUCUUUGCUUGUGUGGGCUGCGUGCCCAGACGGACGCGUCGCAGGGAGAGAAGCAGGGUGUCAAGCCCUGCCCCUACCUGCGCCGCGACCUUACUGCUUCAGCGCCUGCAAGAUCAGGAGGGUGACCGAGCGCAGGCGUACUGUGAGCUGGAGAGCGCCCUGUGCCAAGACAGCAGCCGCCCGCCGUGCGGAGUGGUGAACCGGCUGCUGGCAGAGGUGUCCCGGGACCUGACGGCAGCCCAGGGCGUGACCAGCAAUGUGAGCACAGCUGCCAGCAAUGUCCUGGUGGCUCUGGCUCGGACGCACUUCACCUUGGUGAUGGCUGAGCUCCAGAGCCACCUGAAGGCCACGGGGGACAUGUGCAAGGAGUUGGUGCUCAUCACCCUGAGCAAACUCUUCAGCACCUAUGCUCCACAGUGCAUCCCCUUUGUGUGGCUGAUGCUGGCAGGCCUGCGCAGUGUGGUGGGCCAGGUGAAGAGUGGCCAGAUCCUGCGCAUCGCUUGUGCUGUUGUGAAACAGUGGCUGGAUGGCGUGAAGAUUCACUUGUCCGCAGGAAUGCAAUGCCCCUGGCCUGCCAUGGAGAAAGAGCAGAUCUACGAAAACCUUCGUGAGCUGCUCUUCUCCGUCAUGUGGAACUGGCAGGACUGCCAGGAGGAACAGGACAAACAGGCCGUCCUUGGGGCUGUGGCUGCCAUGCUGGAGGUUCUCCUGCAAGAGGAGCGGCACCAAGAGCACGUCUGGGAGCAGCUCCUCUGGCUCGUUCACCCGUGUCAGGAGAUCCAAGACACCUGCAGGGUGGCCAAGAGCCUCACAGUCUUCCUGGAGGCCUUAGGGGGCACUGCGUCAGUCAUUCCAAGGGACAAGUUUCAGGACGUCACCAGCGCCGUGUUCUACCAGCUCUAUGACGACAGCAAGCAGCACAGCGAGGCUGAUCGCGCACAGCUGACCCACUGCAUCAUGCUGCAGGCCCGGCUCUGCCCAGAGGAAAUGAUCCUGUUUCUGCAGUCGCAGCUGGGCGAUGACUGGGAGCGUGGAUGCGCGGCAGCCCUGGGUCUGCUGGGUGCUCUGGCUCGCUCUGAUGAGCCCAUGAUGACAGAGAAGCUGCCCCAGGUCGUCGAGGCUGUGCAGCGUCUGUGCAGCGACCCCAGCAUCCGGGUGAGGACGGCUGUUCUUUAUUUCAUCAAGGAUCUGCUCAGUUCUAACACCUGGAGCUGCUCAGCCUGGGAUGUGGUGGGGCACAUCUUCAGGGAGUUCAGCCGUGCCACAGCAAGAAGGGCAGCCGGAGACCUUUCUGCCCAGGAAGCCCAGGAAGAAGGAGCUCUCCAGGAGCUGUGCAUGGACAUCCUGGGAUCACUGGAUGUCUCUGUGAGAGGGAUGUCCAAACUCCUGUGGCCACGGCUGCUGUUGUUUGUGGUGCCAGCGCAGUACACAGGCAUGCUGAUCCCAGUCUCCCGCUGUGUCUGUGCCCUGGCUGAGAAAGAGGAGCUGACAGGACGGCCGAUAGAACACCUGGAUCCCCAUUUUGUCAGCUCCAUGUUUCAAGGCCCACUGCUGACGCCCCACAUACUGCUGGCACGACUGCUGGUGGUGGCAGGCAGCCCUGUUGCAGGCAGCCAACUCCAAGCGGCUGCCUUACUGCUGAUGAAAAACCUCCACAGCAGGUUCCACAGAGCUGUGGGGGCCAUGUGGGCUACUGAGAUCCCCCUGCUGCUGCAGUGCCUUGAAGGGAAAGAUGAGAGCUUCCCGGACACUGCCGAGUUUGAGCGCCGUCUGCUAAAGGUACAGCAUUGCCGGGAGGCGCGGUGCAGAGGAGUGCUUGCCUGCCCCAAGUAG
This is a messenger RNA of Centrocercus urophasianus (Greater sage-grouse), 2124 nucleotides long. RefSeq names its product maestro heat-like repeat-containing protein family member 2B. Gene Ontology annotation, cellular component: cytoplasm. The record is from RefSeq and is a predicted model, not a curated record. The transcript is spliced from 18 exons. Lineage: Eukaryota; Metazoa; Chordata; Aves; Galliformes; Phasianidae. Bases 1 to 2124 code for a protein of 707 amino acids.